ACUUUAAGGAACAGCUUUUACAAAUUGGAAGAUGAAAGCUACAAUUCCUCAUUUGAUUCUCUUAUAUGCUACAUUCACUCAGAGUCUGAAGGUUGUGACCAAAAGAGGUUCUGCUGAUGGAUGCACUGAUUGGUCUGUUGAUAUCAAGAAAUACCAAGUUUUGGUGGGAGAGCCUGUUAGAAUCAAGUGUGCACUCUUUUACGGUUAUAUCAGAACAAACUACUCCCUUGCUCAAAGUGCUGGACUCAGCUUAAUGUGGUAUAAAAGCUCUGGUCCAGGAGAUUUUGAAGAACCCAUUGCCUUUGAUGGAAGCAGAAUGAGCAAAGAAGAAGACUCUAUUUGGUUCAGACCAACGUUACUACAGGACAGUGGGCUUUAUGCCUGUGUCAUCAGGAACUCCACAUACUGUAUGAAAGUAUCCAUCUCACUGACAGUAGGAGAAAAUGACACUGGACUCUGCUACAAUUCCAAGAUGAAGUAUUUUGAAAAAGCUGAACUUAGUAAAAGCAAGGAAAUUUCAUGUCGAGACAUAGAGGACUUUUUAGUACCCACCAGGGAACCUGAAAUCCUUUGGUACAAGGAAUGCAGGACAAAAACAUGGAGACCAAGUAUUGUGUUCAAAAAAGAUACUUUACUCAUAAAAGAAGUCAAAGAAGAUGACAUUGGAAACUAUACCUGUGAAUUAAAAUAUGGCGGCUUUGUUGUGAGAAGAACCACCGAGUUAACUGUUACAG
This is a messenger RNA of Phodopus roborovskii (desert hamster), 734 nucleotides long. Its product is annotated as interleukin-1 receptor accessory protein-like 1. The annotation marks the transcript as partial. The record is from RefSeq and is a predicted model, not a curated record. NCBI's taxonomy places the organism in Eukaryota, Metazoa, Chordata, Mammalia, Rodentia, Cricetidae. Gene Ontology annotation, biological process: negative regulation of exocytosis. The transcript has 4 exons.